Microthlaspi erraticum is the source of this 933-nucleotide messenger RNA. Lineage: Eukaryota; Viridiplantae; Streptophyta; Magnoliopsida; Brassicales; Brassicaceae. The record is from the annotation of a GenBank genome assembly.
AUGGGUCUAAUGUCACUUGAAGGCACCAUCAAAGAUCGGGCAAAGAAGAGCAGCAACGCUCACUUCAUGUUGAUUGAUGGAAUGUCUAAGCUAAUGUCUGAACAUUUUAAAAGGUGUGAUUCAUUGGAUUUCUAUGCUUCUGAUCUCAAAUGGAAGUUGAUUGUCCGCUCAGAUACGGUAAAGGGUAGCAUAUCAUUUUAUCUAUGGAUCACUGAUAGCCGGUGUGUCGGGCCUAAUUGGGAAGUCACAUGCAGUUUCAAACUCAGCCUAGUCUCUCAGACAGGACAUGAUUUAUGCAAACCGUUUACGUUCGCUUUCAAUGCAAAACAAGAUUCUUGGGGGCAUAACAACUUCAUCACACACGAGGUGUUGAAGAAGGAUGGGUUUCUUGUGAACGAUAGAACGGUUUUCAGUGCUGAGAUCACCGAAGUCAAACCAAAGUUCCUCCAUGUUAACGGUGUCUCUAGAAACAUGGGGACAGCGGAACGCCUUAAACUGACGGAGGUGUCUCGGAACAACUCUAAAUUCACCUGGAAGAUCUCUGAGUUUUCCUCCUUCAAUGGUGAACAUCAUUCGUCUCACGAGUUCACUGUUGGACCACGGAUAUGGUACCUAGUGAUGUACCCAAAAGGAAUCUCGGAUGGGGCAGGAAAUUCGAUAUCUUUGUUUUUGCAUGUGUCUGAUUACGUGACCGAUGUUCCAAAGGAAGCAACAACAGCCAUCUAUAAACUGCGAGUGUUGGACCAACGUCCCAAACGCAACCACCGUGAAUUUAGAGCCGAAUGUCGGUUUUCCUCCAAUAGCCGCCACUGGGGCUUCUCUAAGAUGCUGCCGCUGGAGGAACUCUACAAUGCUUCAAACGGGUAUCUGGUGAACGAUGAGCUUUAUGUUGGUGUUGAGUUCUUAUUCCUCUCCACUAGCGAGUACCUCUGA